AUGUUGCUGUGGUCGCACUGCUUGCUGAUGUUUUGAUUUUGUUUUUUAUUUCGCUUGGAAUCGGAUUUUAAAGAUUUUUAAUUUGUGUUAAGUGACAUUAGAUGCAACCAUUUAUUGUUAUUCGCAACUAUCGGGAAGACGACGAGCUCAAGUGCCAGGAGUUGGUGCGGGACUACAUUAUGUCAUUCUCCUCAAAAUCUUUCUUUGCCUUCUGCUUUCGGGAGAUAACACUACAAUUUAUAGUCAUCACUUGGGCAAUAUUCUUCAUUUUUCUGGGUGUGCCGCUUCUAUUCUGCGUCCUCACAAUACCCGGUUGCGUAUUCUUCCUCUUUACCAGCACCUACUUCUCCUUCUAUGCUAAGGCAGUGGAGCUAAUGAGGGUGAAACCCUCGCAAUCGCUAGUUGCUGAGUGCUAUGAACCAUUCAUAUUUCGCUGUGCUCCCAACGAGGCGAGCUAUCAGAUAUUCAUGGAUGAAGCGCCUUUUGAUGAGACGUAUAAGAACAAGUUUCGACGACGCAUUGUGGCAACGAUUAGCGUUAAGAAUCACCAUGCUGUCUACAAUGCCGCAUGGAUCUUUCGUUUCGCCAUUGCCAAGGACUAUCCGCAUCAGAAGAUAAUGGAGCCAAUGAUUAAUCAGAUUUCAAAUACAUGUGCAAAUGCCGGCUACGCCUCAUUGGAGUGCACCAUCUCCGAAUGGCAGGAGCAUGAACGGGACUUCUACGACGAUAUGGGAUUUGUGACGCGACAAAUCUAUCACAAGCAGAUCAUUGGCAGCAGCGUUACUGUGAUGAAGACGCAGCUAACCUUCAGCUUACGCACAGAUGACACGUUGCAAAAGCAAAACUAGUGCAAAACACUCAAGAGAGAAGCCAUCAAUAGAAUCUCCGAAUAACUGUGAAACAUAGCGCAAUAUAUAUUUAUAUACUCGAAAUGUUUGUAUUUCCUCUAUUAGUACAUUCCAGUCACGCAAAGCAGGCAAAUUUUUAUACUUGACACAGCAUAUAAGAUAUUCUAUAUAUUAUAGAUGUAUUUAUUGAAACACAUUUGUAGGAUAUUGCUUCGUUUUGUCCUGUUUUAUUAUAUCUUGUUUAUUCUUUGACAUAUUCUAUUUAAAUAAAUAAAAUAUAUAGUAAUAAAUUAAAAAGUUUGCAAGUGUUUAGCGUAAUGUUUUAUAAUGCCACACAUCUAAUUGUUGCUGUUGGUUUUUGAAUUUGUUUUUGUAGGUACAUUCAUUUCUCGUUCUUUGAUGCAUUUUAACUGGAUUAGCCGCUGUUUAUAAAAAGCUUUCAUGCAAUUCAGGACUUGCCUUGACUGCCAAAGUUUAACUUAUUGAAAUUUGUAUACAUUGUUUUGUAAUACCUCUGCAGAUCGCAUUUCACUUUCAAUACUUUCAAACGCAAAUAGUUUUCAGAUUGAUUUAAUUAGUGAAAUAUUAGUUCUUACUCUAGGAACAAUAUGAUAAGUGUGACGAUCUGCAAGAGUAUUCAAACUUCGUC
This is a messenger RNA of Drosophila nasuta, 1497 nucleotides long. RefSeq lists its product as uncharacterized. Bases 102 to 848 code for a protein of 248 amino acids. Gene Ontology annotation, molecular function: N-acetyltransferase activity. The transcript has 3 exons. The record is from RefSeq and is a predicted model, not a curated record. Lineage: Eukaryota; Metazoa; Arthropoda; Insecta; Diptera; Drosophilidae.